GUAUAUAUGUCUUUCAAUCAAUCAAGCCAUUAUAAGAAAUCUAGACGAUCGUCGAGCUUCAAUCAACAGAAAACCUCUUCCGGACUUCAUUCUAUGCCGGGCGAUUCUGGCAGGUAUGCGCCGCCGAUCGUCUCCAACCAUAGUGUUAAGCAGUCUAACGAUGGGCAAAAAGCGCGGAAAACUAGGGCUGGUGUAUCCUCUGUAAGUUCUACCGUUACCUCUCCUGGAGGACAAAACGGUUCUUAUGUACGGCCGCAACAGAAUGGGUCAGCAUCUAAUCCAAUAAAACUGUCAGGAUCCGGAAACGGGGCUGCUUUUAAAAUUGCAACUUCUCAGACGACCUCAAAGACUUCUGAUGCAUUUUCAGACUCCAAGAGCGGCAUUGUUCAAACUAUUGCAACUUCUAAGCCUACCUCAAAACCUUCCGACACCAUCCCCUUUAAAGACUUGGGAGAACAGCAUAUAACAUUUCCACUUCAAUUUGGAUCCUUAAGUCCCGGUUUCCAGAUUCCUAGGACCAGCUCAGCUCCUUGGAAUCUGCAAGAACCGAUAUUUAACCAGGCACCACGCCACGUAUUUAAAUCAGCACCUUCGGGGUCAGUGCUGCCAGUACCCGGACAACAAAUAGCAAGAAAUGAUUCCAGUGUCUGUGAUCAACCCAAUAUUGGAACGUCCAAUCCAGAGCCAGAGACCAAAACAGAGAUAGUCGUCUUGUCAAGAGCACCCUUAAACCAGAUUCAGAAGCCUUCCCAUGAAUCAUCUGUUAGUCACAGAGCUUCUCUUUCCCUCCCUGAUAACAAGAGUAUGAACGUUAUGCAUCAUAUUGCCGAUACUCCUAAUGUGAAAGAAGUCCAAGUUCAUGACGAGAACUCUACUUCCUCAGCAGCAAAGCAUGCGGCAAUGCAGUCUCAUCCUGGGUCUUUGACGCAGGCCAUCUACUCAUGUCCUAAAGAAAGCCUGUCUAGGACCAACAAAAUCAAGGCUGAUAAUAAAGUAACAGGCAAGAAAGGACAGGUUCAACAUCCGGAUCAGGCUGAGGUCUCAGAUCCCAUUUAUUAUUCUAAGCUGGAAUCCUCUUUGCAAUGCGAGCAAUCAAAGCAUGAGCUUGUUGGAACAAAAAAAGUAGGACCGAGAAGAUUGCCUGGUUCUCAAGAUGACAUAGAACAAAGUAAACCUCCAUCUUGUAUGAAGCCAAAGGCAAUUAAUAAUGGCAAUUCAAAGUCAAAAACACUGGUAGAAUGUGAUGGACAUGUACCUAUAAUUUCACAUGCAGAAGUUGGCAGUACAAACGACAAUAAUGUUCUUUCCAACUUCAUAACUCACGGAUGUAAGACGUCGCUUAUUAUUGAAUCUUCUUGUCAGAGCGAUAGGAACACUGACAAUGAUACUGUAGUGUGCCGAACUGAUCUGCAAUCUGCUCUUGUUGAUAUGUCCGAGCUCUCAGAGAUGAAGCAGGAAGGAGAUAGAAUGGAGCACCCAGGUGCUCAAUGUGACCCUAAUUUUAGACCCUUUAUUGAGGAUAAACCUGUUAUGGACACAAAUAAGAGGAAUAGGUCGAAGAAGAAGAAGAGGAGGGAAAUCCUUCAGAAGGCAGAUGCUGCAGAGACUACUUCCGACCUUUAUAUGGCAUAUAAAGAACCUGAAGAGAAGAAAGAGACUGUUAUCUCUGCAGAAAGCUCCAGUGUGACCAUAAAUAUGAAACAUGAGUCUGCUGGUUCUGUUAAGGAAGAUGUUGACUUGAUCAAGAAGGAUGUUCAGAAUAAACUCGAGCCAGAUGAUUGGGAAGAUGCAGUUGAUAUUUCUACUGAUACAUUGAAAUACGAGGGUGGUUUUGAGGACAAGGCCAACGGAAAAGUAGGACUGCAUAUCGAGGAUGAGAGUGGAGAUCUGCCCAAAAAGUACUCCAGAGAUUUCCUCCUGAAAUUUUCCGAGCAGUUCAUGGACCUUCCCGAUGGGUUUGAAGUUACUCCCAGCAUAAAGGGUUUAAUGAGUAUUAACCACGACUUGGGUUCUGUUAAUAGCAAUUCACCUGCUAACCUUGGAAAAAAGGAUAAACCAAGUAGAGGAUCUCAACUAGAUUAUCGUUCUAUUAUUGUUGAUGACAGACAACUUGAUUCAGGGUGGCAUUCACACUUGGAUAGCAGUCGGCCUACCCAAGGUGCUACCAAUAGUGCUGUAAAGUCCCCAUGGGCACACAUUGGUUCUCAGGGAAAGAUCCAAAGAAACGGCUCCAAUACUGAUAGGUGGCAAAGAGAUGCUAGUUUUCAGCUGAAGGGUAUUAUUUCUCCUCCAAUUCCAUCGCAGGUGAUGCACAGAGCCGAGAAGAAAUAUGAAGUGGGCAAAGUAGCUGACAAGGAAGAGACAAAACAAAGGCAGUUGAAGGCUAUACUAAACAAGCUAACUCCGCAAAAUUUUGAAAAACUCUUUGAACAAGUGAAAGCAGUUAAUAUUGAUAAUUCGAACACACUAAGUGGUGUCAUCUCUCAGAUCUUUGACAAAGCUCUGAUGGAGCCUACUUUCUGUGAAAUGUAUGCCAAUUUUUGUCUUCAUCUGGCUGGUGAGUUACCUGAUUUUAGUGAUGAUAAUCAGAAGAUUACUUUUAAAAGGUUGCUUUUAAACAAGUGCCAAGAGGAAUUUGAGAAAGAGCAGGAAGAAAAUGAUGAAGUUAAUAAGGUUGGUGAGGUGGGACAGUCUGCAGAGGAACGAGAAGUAAACAGAACAAAGGCGCGCAGAAGAAUGCUUGGCAACAUCAGAUUAAUUGGCGAGCUUUACAAGAAAAAGAUGAUAACUGAGAAAAUUAUGCAUGUAUGCAUCAAGAAAUUGUUGGGUCAAUAUCAAAAUCCGGAUGAGGAAGAUAUUGAAGCAUUGUGCAAAUUGAUGAGCACAAUAGGAGAGAUGAUAGAUCACCCCAAAGCUAGGGAGCAUAUGAAUGCAUAUUUUGAGAUGAUGACUACAUUAUCUAAUAACAUGAAGCUGUCAUCUAGGGUUAGAUUCAUGUUGAAGGAUGCAAUUGAUUUGAGAAAGAAUAAAUGGCAACAGAGGAGAAAAGUUGAAGGACCUAAAAAAAUUGAUGAAGUCCACAGGGAUGCUGCGCAAGAACGUCAAGCACAAACCAGUAGAUUAAGCCGUGGUCCUGAAAUGAGUGCAACAUUGAGGAGGGGAUCAACAAUGGAUUUUGGUUUAAGAACGCCUGCACUGUUGCCUUCUCCCAAUGCCCAGGUUGGUGGUUUUCACGGUUUCUCAACCCAGAAUUAUGGUUCAAGCAGUCAAGACGCUCGUUUUGAAGAUAAGCUGCAGUCUUCUGAGGCCAAGGCAUUCCCAACUCUAUUGCCCCAAAGACCUAUCAGUGAUGAUGCUAUCACUUUGGGUCCCCAGGGUAGUUUAGCUAGAGGAAUGUCCUUUAGAGGGUCACGAUCUGUUUCAUCCAGUUCAUUAGCAAAUUUUUCCUCGCCAAAUGGUAACAACUCUCAAAGAAUGGUACCUGUUUCAAGUCCCCAUGGCUUAGGAUCAGAGCAUGCAACUUCCAACUCCAGAGGCUACAUCCCCUCAAGAAGAUUUUCAACAGGAAUUCUAGCAAAAUCCCUCGAUCAGACGAUUAGUGCACAGGAACCUGGUAGUAAUGAUGGAUCUAGGCAAUUGGGAAACGUUGAUAGCGGUCUAGGGAGGUCUCAGCCGACCAAAUAUGAAGAACCAGCUUUGACUGUGAAUGGUCAUUCUGAAGAUACGUCCAAAGAACAUCUAGAAGAUAAGUCCAUAGCAGCGAUUAGGGAAUAUUACAGUGCUAGAGACGAGAAGGAAGUUGCACUGUGCAUCAAGGACUUGAAUUCGCCUGAAUUCCAUUCAUCCAUGAUUUCUCUUUGGGUCACAGACUCCUUUGAGAGACAAAACACAGAAAGGGGUCUUUUAGCUAAACUUCUUGUUAGCCUCACCAAAUCAAAGGAUGGUACAUUGACUCAACUCCAACUUCUCAAAGGAAUCCAGCUCGUUCUUGCCACUCUGGAUGAUGCGGUGAAUGAUGCUCCAAAAGCUCCAGAAUUUAUAGGACGAUUACUCGCAAACUUGGUGGUGGGGAACUUGAUUACAUUGAAAGAAAUUGGCAAGUUCAUACGUGAAGGUGGAGAGGAGCCUGGAAGUCUUGUACAAGUUGGGAUUGCAGCUGAUGUUCUUGGCAACUUGCUGGAGGCAAUUCAAUUGGAGAAAGGUCAGAUUUUCUUGAACGAAAUUCUUAAAAGUUCUGAUCUACAACUGGCAACAUUUUGUCCUAUCAAAUCAACAAAGUUAGAGAAAUUUAUUUAGUUGGUAUAGGAACUUAGUUAAAUCAGAAUAGAAUGAAUUCAUUAAUUUGUGAUUUUAGGUCAGUUUUCUUUUCUUUUUCUUUACAAAAAGGUGUGAUUUUAGGUUUAGUUACUUUGGCCAUAUACUUUGUAAGUUGCUGAAGAGCUUCGACACUCAUCCUCACUUUUUUUACACAGACAAAUAAAAAGGAAAUAUAUUGAUAAGUUUCAUAUUGCUUUUUUUUUUUUU
Messenger RNA from Cucumis melo (muskmelon), 4524 nucleotides. RefSeq names its product eukaryotic translation initiation factor 4G-like. NCBI's taxonomy places the organism in Eukaryota, Viridiplantae, Streptophyta, Magnoliopsida, Cucurbitales, Cucurbitaceae. Gene Ontology annotation, molecular function: translation initiation factor activity; protein binding; mRNA binding. The record is from RefSeq and is a predicted model, not a curated record. Bases 7 to 4296 code for a protein of 1429 amino acids. Gene Ontology annotation, cellular component: eukaryotic translation initiation factor 4F complex. The transcript is spliced from 8 exons.